Molecule: messenger RNA, 1512 nt
Organism: Amphimedon queenslandica
Lineage: Eukaryota; Metazoa; Porifera; Demospongiae; Haplosclerida; Niphatidae
Product: tRNA (guanine(10)-N2)-methyltransferase homolog
Exons: 15
Coding region: 103-1425 (440 amino acids)
Biological process (GO): methylation
Cellular component (GO): cytoplasm
Molecular function (GO): tRNA (guanine(10)-N2)-methyltransferase activity; nucleic acid binding
Source: RefSeq, a predicted model, not a curated record
UGUUCUUUUAAUUAGAAAUAAAACUUCAUGAGAGCACGUUGGGAUCUUAUUUAAUUUUUCAUUAACCCAAUCCGUUUAAUUAGAAGCAAAACUGCAUGCUUAAUGGCCGCCAGACUGAGAAGACAAUUUCUUUGUUUAUUUGCUCAGGAACACACUGACCUGAGGCUACAGGAAUUGAAAUCAAUAAUAUCCAUUCUUAAUGUCAACGUUACAUUCAAUGAAGCAGAUUAUACAAAUAAAAGUCCUUUCCUAGUACUCAGUGCUUCAUCUGAUGAGGAGGUUCAAUCUAUCGCCAGGAGAUCAGUACUCAUUAAGAGUGUGUACCAGCUGAUAGGACGGGGGAAUUGUUACGAUAGUUUGAAGACAUGUCUCAUGGGACUCCCAACACAUGUCAUGGAACCUUAUUCUAAACCAGGUUAUACAUUUUGUGUGAGAGUCAAGUCUUUCAAUAAGAAACUGAACACUUCAUACAUGAUAAAUGCAAUUGAAUGGCUCUCAUUCCUUCCCUUUGCUGGUAAGGUUAAUCUCAGUGAGCCAAUGCAUGAGUUCCACCUCCUGGAGGAUUAUGGAGAAAGACAGGACAAACCUCCUGAGCAUCCUAAGCAAAUAUUCUUCUGUAAACUGUUAUCGAUAGGUCAGAGACAUUUAAUAAGUACCUAUUCACUGAGGACAAGGCAGUUCAUUGGUAAUACAUCAAUGGACCCUCUCCUCUCACUAGUGAUGGCUAACAUGGCACAAGUCUCACCAGGUAAACUGGUUUAUGAUCCUUUUGCUGGCUCAGGGAGUAUACUGAUAGCCUGUGCUCAUUAUGGGGGCUAUGUACUGGGAUCUGAUAUAGACUGGACUAUAAUACAUGGGAGAGGUAAAUCCUCCAGGUCAUCAAGUGCUGGAAAGUGGAGAGGACGUCAUGAAAGUGUUAGGAAUAAUUUGUCCCAAUAUUCACUAGAGCAUCAGUACAUUGAUAUGAUGGUCUCUGAUGUGUCCAACUCAGUCUGGAGAGAGAAAGAAAUCAUUGAUGCCAUUGUGACUGACCCUCCUUACGGUAUUCGUGAAGGGUUGAGGUGUAUUGAUGACACUCUAACAUCAAAAGAAGAGGAGGGACAAUUGAAAGAGAUCAAGUAUAACUUGUCAGCAGUUAUAUUUGACUUACUCAAACUGUCAGCAAGACUUCUAGUAAAAGGAGGUAGACUAGUGUACUGGCUGCCAUUCAUCGGGGACAAGUUUGAUCCUAGUUACAUUCCUAAGCAUCCUUCCCUGUCUUUGGUCUCAAUGUCUGAACAAUGUCUAUCACAAAACUUUGCAUCAAGAUGGCUGAUCACUAUGGAGAAGACACUGCAGUUUAAUUCAUCUUUGGAAAAGGAUCUGGUUCAUCCUGACUUAACUCCGUUUGAUGAUUUUAGAGAAAAGUAUUUUCAAAAGAAAUAAAUCAUUACUAAUGCUGUAAUGCACAACAAUUAUUAAAUAUUUAUUAUUAUUUAAUUCAAACAGAAUAGUUUCACUUUGUUUCCCUCA